AUGGAAGCCAUUGGGGCAGCUUCUGCCAUCCUUGCAAUUGCAACAGCUGGAGUACAAUGCUCUGUAAAGCUCGCGACUUUUGCAGGGCAGGUCAAGACAGCACCGGAACACAUCAACAUGAUCGCCGAAGAUGUGUCAUUGAACGCGAGUAUUCUACAGCAACUAGGCGCAUUGGUCCACGAAAAUAUACAAGAUGAACAUCUACCAGACGAGAAAGACGAGAAAGACGACAAAGACGACAAAGUUAACACUACCCACAAUGUGAAUUCGGUCUCAAAACAGAGUAUCUUCAAUAAAGCCGGGCUGGGAACAGUUAUGCAGCUAGCGAGAAAAUGCGAAGAGAUCUUCAAGUCGCUGGACCGGUCCUUAGGCAUCGCUAGCAAGCAGCUGCUUGCAAAAACUGGGAUAUUGGGCAAAGUCAAACUCAGUCGCACGGAGAUGUUCAAAUGGCCGUUCCUACUCCCAGGAAUUGAUACGAUGCGGAACGAGUUGAAGAAUGUCAAGGGGACUUUGAUGUUGAUGCUUCAGGUUGCUACCCUGGCUUAUUCUAGAAGGAUGAUGGGGGAAUGCGGUCAAAAUAUUCAACGCAACACGGCGAUUGUUGCCUAUUCCAGAGAUGAUCAGGAGUUGCUGGUUGAAGCUAUUGUUGUAGCGCAUAAAUCCCAGGCAUCGAAAGCUUCCGAUAUUGCAUCAGUUAGGGAACGACCCGCGUUCUCCCAACUCUCGGAGCCCUCGACCCAAUGCCCGGCUAUGGAUUCCACGCCAAAUGCGAUAGUAGCUAGUGGUCAAAAUGAGACCGAACCCAACUUGGGGAACAAUCUUCAUGAUCAACCAUCCCGGCGAAGAAGCAUUGCUACCGAAAGUAUAUCAAUUUCUGAACCAUCACCCGUUCAGUCCCAAAUUACCUCACCCCCACCGGCCUCGCCCAAAUUUAGCAUCAACCUUAUAUCUCCGAGAGCAUCCAUAAUCCACCAACAAAUCCGCAUCACCUACGAUACCCGUUUAAUCGAACUCCCAGACUCGGCGAUCGAAUCCCAGCUUCAAGAGUGGAGGUCAUCCAUAAGCAGAACCGUCCUGGCCCAGAUGGCUGCUCUGAGUCCCAUUGAGGUUGAAGCCCUCGAUUCCGCGUUCAAUCUGCAAGGAGAGACGCCGGAGUGCAUUCAGUUCGGCGAUUAUGGUACCCUCAUUCAAGGCAUUGAAGAUCUCAAGGCCAGGACCCUCACUGUAAUCACGAAGGGCGUACCUCAAUCAACUUGGCGGGAAGAAAAGAAGGAAGAAAAGAAGGAGAAUGAUAAAAUGCCUUUCGGCGGUAGGACAUUCAGGACUUUCGAAACUGAGGGGGAAGUCAAGACGAUAUUCGAUCGCAACACAGCAGGUGGAAGGAAUGAAGAAAGGCGAGAAGAGAUCAACAAGAUGGAAGAUGAGGAUGAACAGGUCGAACUCGAAGCAGAUGAUGACGAUUAUGAUGAACAGGUUGGACACGAAACAGAAGACGCCGACUAUGAUGAGAGCCCAGAGAGCGAUGAUGCAGAAGCAAUUGUUGAUGCUCUAUUGGCUAGAUACACUGUGUGA
This is a messenger RNA of Penicillium griseofulvum, 1572 nucleotides long. RefSeq lists its product as uncharacterized. The record is from RefSeq and is a predicted model, not a curated record. The transcript has 5 exons. The coding region runs from base 1 to 1572 and encodes 523 amino acids. NCBI's taxonomy places the organism in Eukaryota, Fungi, Ascomycota, Eurotiomycetes, Eurotiales, Aspergillaceae.